AUGGCUCUGAUUGCAGAGACCACCUCGUACGUAAACCUUGGGCGAUUAAUGAAUAUGGAAAAUAACAUGAAGGAGGAACUAGAUAGAAGAAGGAGAGCAGCUCGGGCAGCAUUCGGGCCUAUCAAGGAAGCCAUCGACCAACUGAGCGACUCGAAAAUCCGCGUUCAUCACUUCGAUUCUGCUGUCCUCCCAGUGCUCUCUUAUGCUGCAGAGACGUGGGUUGAUACUUCAACCACAUCAAGAAUGCUUCGCACUACUCACAGAGCGUUUGAGUGUUGUCUUCUGAAAUAUAACCGGCACUCUCAAUAUCUAGCCGGAAUGCGAAGCUCUGAGCUUCGAAAUCUGUCACAUCUUCGAGAUCCAUGA
This is a messenger RNA of Angiostrongylus costaricensis, 366 nucleotides long. The record is from the annotation of a GenBank genome assembly. Lineage: Eukaryota; Metazoa; Nematoda; Chromadorea; Rhabditida; Metastrongylidae.